GCACUCGUUUCUCUCGUAAAUGGCCUUACGUUAAAUGAUAAAAAUAUGUGCGAAAAACUUCCUUAUGAAAUUUUACGUCAUGUUUUCAAGAUCAUAUACGAGGAUGGGCUAAAUGAUCGAGCAGAAAUGUUAGAGGAUCUUUAUACUUGUAUUCAAGUUAAUAAACGCUGGUGUGAGACUGCUAUGCCAAUUCUUUGGUCAAAUAUCAUCCCGUCAGCAAGUGUCAUCAACGUAUAUAUGUCCUUCUUUACUCCCGAUGAACGAAAUGAAUUAAUAUCUAAAGGAAUUCCAUUUCAAAAAAUUUACACAAAAUCAACUUUAACUUUUUGUUAUCCAUCAUUUCUUCGAGUUCUUAAUUUACAUGAAUUUUCUUCAGCAAUAUUUCAUUGGUGUAUUCAAGAAUGUCGUCAACCAAUUUCUAUUCAAUAUAAUAGCUUGUUGCGUGGGUUACUUGUAAUUCUUGCAAGACAUUGUAAAACUUUACAACAGCUUCACUUGGAUCGUCGUUCAUUAUUAGAUAAUAUACAUCAUGAAUUAUGGCUUUUGCUACAUGAACUGACCACAAGAAAUUUGAUUUCUUCGGUUAGAAAACUUUGCCUUGAUAUCAGAAAAAUUAUUAACGAGGAUUGCUUAAAAUUAUUAUGUGAAUCUUGUCGACAUUUACGAAUCCUUAAGGUUGAUAUGACGUUGGUGGAACCUUUUUGGAGUUGGGAUUCACGAAUUGCACAAUUAAUAUCCUCUCAAAAAUGUCUGAGAUCUUUCAUAAUGAAACGGGGCAAAUGUACAGAUGCGUUAGUUUCUGCCCUAGAAUUACAUACAGAUUCUCUACGACUUAUCCAUUUUCGUAGGGUUGAUUUUUCAAAAUGUACAUCAAUUGGUACCUUUAAAUCAAAUUGUAAAAACUUAGAAGUAUUAAUAAUUCACGGAUGCAAGCAUUUAUCAGGGAAUGUACGAGAAGAAUUGAUUCAUGCAUCAUUUCCCAAGUUGGUUGAGCUUGAUGUUAACGGAACUGAUUGUGAUGGAGCAAUAGUUUCAUGGAAUAAUUGUGUUGGUAGACGUAAUGAAAACCAAGAACUAAAAUUCUACUGA
Molecule: messenger RNA, 1089 nt
Organism: Dentiscutata erythropus
Lineage: Eukaryota; Fungi; Glomeromycota; Glomeromycetes; Diversisporales; Gigasporaceae
Source: the annotation of a GenBank genome assembly